Messenger RNA from Armigeres subalbatus, 4616 nucleotides. RefSeq lists its product as uncharacterized. Gene Ontology annotation, molecular function: chitin binding. The record is from RefSeq and is a predicted model, not a curated record. Gene Ontology annotation, cellular component: extracellular region. The transcript is spliced from 6 exons. NCBI's taxonomy places the organism in Eukaryota, Metazoa, Arthropoda, Insecta, Diptera, Culicidae. The coding region runs from base 2 to 3379 and encodes 1125 amino acids.
CAUGCAUGAAAUCAAUUUCACUGCGAAUAAUUUACGACUGGCGAAACAUGGAGGAGACUGCACUGAAGCCGGGGAUCUCUGUUUCAUACAUGGGGCUCUAACCGUAAUGGGGGCACUGGUCGGAGCGGUAUCCCUGUCGCCGGAGAACAGGCUACACCAUCACGGCAGCGGAGGGAACAAUUUUGCCCUACAGCGGUACGCCAUGGGCAAGGGUCGGCCACCACCGCCCUUGAUGGGGCCAGGGCCCGGUACAGGAGGCGGAGGAGGAGGGCCCGGUGGCGGAGGCAGCGGCGCCAGCCCACCAAGACUGAUGUCCCGAGCGGAUAAUCCGAUGUCGGCAACGCCACUCAACAAUCAAACCCUGGACCGAUACCGGCGGCUGAUUCCCUACAUGACAUUCUACAUUCCAUCACCUAAUGGCGACUUCAGCCUGCCAAUCAAUCAGGCGUAUAAUUAUAUGCCCAUUCGGCCGCAACGACCUCAAGAACCACAACAACAGUCACACCUUCAUCACAGUCAACAGAGUGGGAAGCAUUCGGUUUUAUCACUUCAGCAAUAUCAACGUCAACCACCACCGCAGAGUGGUUUGAGUGGUGAUCCGCCACUGGUUUAUCAAUCCUAUCAGCCGCAGGUUCAUCAAUCAGUACGCUACCAGUCCUCUCCUUCAGUGUCAUCUUCAUCGCCAGGAAACUCUCAAGGAAAUUCAUACAAGACGAUUCUGAUAAAUAAUACUCCAAUCAAGUACGAAUACUCUCAGCGUCAUCAAUUAGCCCCGUCGCAGUCAUCCCAAUCAUCCCCGGCUGGCAACCAUGACCCAAAUCUGGCUCUAGUAUACAACACCCGAACACAUUUACAGCAGUAUUACCACCAGCAGCAGCAGCAGCCACAUCAGCAACAGGGUCCACCUUCCAAGUUAUAUGCGAUUGAAAUUCAGCCACAGGCAACCAUACCAAAACCGCAGCCAUCGAUUCAACCGAACGGAUAUAACAGUGGGAGCAGCGAUCCGGACGAAGAACCCGUUCUCAAUCAUCUGCUGACAGCAACACCGGCCCCACCCGUUGUAGCCACUAGGAGUCCAAUUAAGUAUCAACCGGUUGCGGUUUAUAAGAAAUAUCAGAUAAAUCCGUUCCUACCUUCAAACAAAUUGCCAGGUGCCUUUACUCCAUUAGCGUACAACAAUGGCGCCCCUUCAGGUGGUCAGCCAUAUAUUGAUCAAGAUGACAUAUCGGAAGAAAUUGAAGAAAAACCGCUCCCACGUCCAACUCCAUCAUCGACUUAUGCGGUACACAAACUCCAAACAACCUACAUUCUCGUUAAACCAUCUCCUGAACCCAACCAACUGUAUUACCACGAAAAACCAUCCAAAAUAGCUACGCCAUCGGAAACAUAUGCAAUGUACAAAGAGAAACCAAACUACCUGGAAGACCAAGAACAGAGCUUCAAACCAAAACCAAUACCCAAGCCAAGCUAUGAACACGAAUUAGACAUAUACAAAACCCUCCCUAAACCGAUACCUUCACCGAAGCCGGCAUACUUGGACGAGCAAAUUGUUUACAAGUCACCAUCCAACCCGAUUCCAUUUCACAAGCAAAGUUAUUUAGAGGACCCGCUCUACAAACCUGGUAGUAAACCAGUCCAGGUUCCCAUCCCGGUGGCCGUCGAAUACUCGACUCCACGAACUGUUCCGUUCCGUGAUGAAUAUUCUACCCCACGUCCAUACACUCCGACAGUUCAAAAAGAAACUUACGUCGCCUAUAAUCCUCCUGCCCCAUCCUCGGUAUCUACGACCGCCCGUCCUAAGUAUACUAUCCGCCAUAAACCUUCGCAUCACAAGCAAAUUCGUGGUUCUACUAAGGCCCCUCCCAUUCGACAGCAUUUAACUGAAAAUCUAGGUCAAAGUGACAUCCGCUCCCCCAACCCGAAUUACUUCGACCAGUACGCUGACUACAAAAGCCAGGUCAGACAAAACUACUACUAUCAAAACACCUACAUACCGCUUUCGAAACCGACUAAAAUUACCAAACUAAUACCGACGUACCCUGAAGACAAACCCCAACCCGUCUAUCAACAUAACAAGCCUCGCCCCGCAAGUCCAACUCAAAUCAUCGACACGGCCAGUUCUUCCGGAUCGACAUCCCUCGCCGACCUGCUUAAGAAACUUCAGGACAGUAAUCACUUGCCGAAAACUCUAACACCCGAUAACAUCGACAACUCUAUCCGAACGCUCGUUAAAAUUUUGAACAAUCUCAAAGCCUCCCAGCAAGUACACCAGCAACCGGAGCAGGACUUCGCCGCCCCCGAAGAAUACGACCAUCACGUACCUGCGAGCGUAAAAUCGCCAUCGAAACCUCACAAAAAACCUUCCUCUCACCACAGCCAUCAGGACGAGUCUGGUUCUUUACUGCCACACCAUCCGGAACUGGGGCCAACACCACCAGGGCCAAACUCUGGCCGCCCUGGAGUAGACUAUCCCAAUUUAGCUGAAAUUCCCGAAACCAGCUUCAGCUGCAAGGAACAACGGUACAAGGGCUUCUUCGGCGAUCCGGAAACGAACUGUCAGGUGUGGCACUACUGCGAUCUGAACGGAGGCAAGGCGUCGUUCCUCUGCCCGAACGGGACUAUCUUCAGUCAGGUUGCCCUGACGUGCGACUGGUGGUUCAACGUCAAGUGUUCCACCACGGCACAGCUGUACGUGCUGAACGAGCGACUGUAUAAAUAUAUUCUGCCGUUCACGCCGAAGUUCCCAGAAGACUACAGUGGACCGCUAGUGGACAAAUACCUUGCCAUCAAGUUCCAAGAAAUGGAAGAGAAGAUGCAGAAGCAACGAGCUAAGGGUAAACAGGUGACCAAACCCCGUCCAGAUAUUGAAAACGACGACCUAAAUGGCAACAAACUGGAGGACAACGAUGACCGGUACAACCAAAAUCAACCGCACCCGGUCCAGUACGUGACGGAAAAUGCCCUGGAUGCGACGGCUCCAAGCGCGGCCAGUAUAGUGUCCGCCACGACGCCGGUUACUCUGGAGGAUAUCGACGCCGAGUAUGACCGGUCCUCCAGUGGAUCGAGUACCGCAGCUACCGCCGCGGGAGACACCGAAUCGGGAGAGGCGGCAUUGCCGCACAGUGCCCCCAUUGUGGUGACUGCUCCCAGCGCCCCUGCUAGUUCUACGGGGGCGGAAGACAUUGAAGUGGCGGACCGCACCCCGGUGACGGUGAUAGGGGAACCAAUGGCCCCGCAGGCGCGAUACGGAUCGCAAGAUCCGAACUCGGUACGACCCGCGCGACCGAGUGUAAUGCAAGCGCUGCGGGAGGUGCGAAUCGAGGUGAAAAACGACGGCACCAGCGGCCAUCUAACGCCAAGCCGCGGUUACGGAGAAUAGAACGUGUUAAAAGUCGAUUGCAAUGCCUGUGAAUAGUUAGUUAAUUAUGUUUCCUAAUUUUGCAAAUGGCACGUUCAGAAAUUUAACCAAUUUCUGGGGGAUUCUCCGUGAUUGAGAAUUUUCGUCAUUAAUCCAGAGAUGGUUGAACAUGUUAAUUAAAUAUCGUAUUACCUAUAUGUGUGCGCGAGUAUAUCUAAUUGAGAUGCUUAGAAUGCGACUUAUUUUUGAAUGAUUUAGCUGUUUGAUGUAAACUAGUAAAUUCCGUUGAACGGUUUAAUUUGAAGCAUUCAAUUAACUUGCUGUAACUCCGUGUACACUUUGGUAAUUUGUACAGUUCGAUACGGCAUUUAUUUGAAGAUAGAGUUAUGCAAUAGAAACUACUUGUGAAAUGAUUAUAAACCGAAAGUUUAUUUAAAAAAUAAUUCGCAUUCAGCUAUUAUCAAAAUGUUCAUGUUACUCAUGCCAGACAAUCGUAUCAAAAGUAUGUAGGCAACGACUUUAUUUAUAUCGUUUUAAAACAAAAACUGCCUUUUUCCAACACAUAUAAUAUAUUAUAUGUCUUUAAAUACCUAUUAGUCUCUAAAUUUUCGAUUCGUUCAUCAUGUGAUUAAUCUCUCGCGGUAAUUUAUCGUCGUUCACGUCCCAGUCGUGUGUCAGCAUCAUGCUGUGGCUGUUUUGAUAACAACCACUUGUUGCUUCUGCUUUACCGGCUUGUGCGAGCCGACAAGGUGUGGAAUUGGCUUCGUCGAUUCUUUUCCACGCUCCCGAACUCAUGACAACAUGACGGAUAGGUAUUGAACUAGUUACCCUUUAUUUGUAGAACAAGUCACUGAGUUUGAAAUUCAAUUUAUUAUAUGUAAUUAAGUAAAUAAGACCCAUUGCAAUGAAUUAAUGAGAAUGCGUGUUUGAGAAAACAUAAAGCAGAUUUCAUAUAAAAAAUCGGUAUGUGAGAAUUCUAAUUGGAAUGAAUUAUAUGUAAGUUUGGAUUGUUGGUUUAGAUUGGGCAAAUAUGAGUUGAUCAAUGAACUUGCCCAAUCAAAAAGCAACAUAAGCGCGAAGAUAUCAGAAUGACAACACGAAUAAAUGGAUAAAAUGGUAAAAACACAAUAGAAAUAUGAAUCGACUGCCGAUCGAAAAACGAGUUAAAGCCAUAAAUCAUAAAAAAGCUAGAUUUAAGCAACUAUGAAAAAAAAAAAAACAUUUGUGACAGCCUGACAGUUCGUCAAAGUGUAAUAAA